GUUUCAGUAUAAGGAAGGACUGAGUGAAAUGUUUGCACUCUUUUAUAGCAGGAAAACAAACUUAGGGGUUUCAUUUCUUGGUUUUGUUUACGUUUCAGCUACAGAGUAACCAAACGAUGGUUUCUGCAAGACUAGCUCAAAGCCUGUGCAGAGGUGUCUAUCGAGAAGCAACGCUAUGGAAAGCGCUUGCAGGCGUAGAGGCGAUUUGCUCCUCGUGCAGGUGGUUUCAGCGUUCGGUGAAGGAGCUGUCAACCAGCGCACGUUUCAGCGGUGCUGCCGGGGAGCCGCAUAAGCCACUCAAGCAGUGGACUUUAAUCGUGAAUUCUUACAGCACCGUUAAAGUGCAGCUACCGUGCAAUGUAUCUGUGCGGCCCUUAGACCCUCAUAGCUUCCCAGAGGCAGACAGAGCAUUUAUAACCGUAAAUGGGACCAGCGCCGAUCAGGGACUCAAGCUGGAUAAUUUUCAUGUAAAAUACAACGAGAAGCGCAAAGAACUCUUCAUCACGUCGGAGAAAAUCAGCAGUAAUAUGUCCGUGGAAGUGACUGCCCCAAUAAACUGCGAUUUGGAUAUUAAAACACUUGGGGAAGGCAAUGUGAAGAUACAAAAAAUGGAAUGUGAAAAUUGUACCAUUUUAACAGAAAGAGGACACAGCAUUUUGCAUUCAAUAAAGGGACACACUGUACAUGUACAUUCUAAAGGUGGAAAUGUUAUUUGUUUGGGAACCAUUUAUGGAAAUAUAGAUGUCAGUACCUCAAAAAAUAGUCAUGUGGACAUUGCAAAAUUGCAAGGGACCAGGAUGAGUAUUUCUACUGAGCAUGGGGCAGUGAAAGCUAAAUAUAUUUAUGCAGAGUCUUCUGUUGUCUCUUCUGUGACUGGCAAGAUUGAAUUGGGAAAUGUACAUGGUAAUAUAUCAUUGCAGAGUGAAACUGGAGACAUUAUUGUUGAUGGAUCUGAUGGCUAUUUAAAUGCACUUGUGAAGGAUGGAGACAUUGAUGCAUAUAUUAGCCAGUUUGGCACAGCAGACAUAGAAAGUCAACAGGGUGCUGUAUCAGUCAGGGUACCAUCAUCCAUAAAGACAAAUAUCCUGUUAUCAGGUGCUGUAGUAGAUGUUAGCCCUGAGAUUCCACUUGAAGAAGUGUAUCAGUCCUGUGAAGAUGGUCAUACCAAGCUUACUGCCUGUAUAAAUGGAAAAGCAGAUAAAAACAGUUGGAUCAAGGCCCACGCUGCAAAGGGUACAGUGAGUCUGAGGAGCCAAAGUUGGGUGGAAUCCCUCAAGAUUGGAAAGUCAUAGAGCUGGUUUGGAAAGCCACAACACAAGAAGGGUGGAUAUUUUGUUAAAGAAGUUAUUUUACAGUAAAGGAAAGGUGUUGUGCGAGGGGAGAAGUCAUUGAAAGCACAACUGUAUUUGUGAAGAUGGUCAGUUUUGACACUGUGGUUGCUAUUCUCUUGUCAGAUUUUUUAGAAGAAUAGUUUUACAUUUUUAAGCACACUGAGGUGUAUCUUCUCUUGCUGUGACUAAUUUCAAACUGCUGACUUAGUAUCCUUAUAAUGUAUAGAAGUUCAAAUAUGUAUGCUUUUGUGAACACUAAAUAAAAUGUUCUAUAUUUAUAUUACACAGAAAAUAAAUAGGCUGCGCACUGCUCUUGACACCAAAACCUGAUUAAUUUAAGACUGAUGCUUUUGUUAUAUACGCAUCAAUACAGUUUAAAGCAGUACUUAUCAAUAUAAUUAGCUGCAUAAAAUAAAACCUGUUAAAAUUCUAAAAGAUAAAAUGUAUUUUAAAAACCACAAUGAGUGAAUCAGCAGUUAAUUGGCAAUUAUAAAAAAAAAAUGUGUUAAUUGUGAGACUGUUGCUAUGCAAAGACCGCAAUAAAACUGUUUUCAGGUAAAUAACUUUAAACAGUGCCUUGCAGAUUUAAUUCUGUUAUGACCCAUUACAAGUUACAGAACAAUGGAUUAAACUUGUCACGUGUUAAGUAGGCACUUUACUGCUCAAUGUUGAUUUCUGUGUUUAUUGUCAGUCAGUCAUUAUCUAACCUGCUUGGUCCUGAACAUUUUUAGGACAAGGCUGCUACAGACACUUAACAUUAGACAGCAUUUGUUUUAUUGACUGUGCCAUGUCUCCUGUUGUAUGGACUUUGUCAUUAGAAAUAGUUUUUUCACUAAAAGAUGUAUUUUCAGAAAGUCAGUGAUAUCUUUGUAUUGUAAAAUUAGUUAUUCAUAACAUAUCAUAGUUUGAAGCCUUUUUAACUUUUUUGAAAUUGUUUGUUGAUUUUAAUAGAGCAAGUUUUUACCAAAUCAAAUGAAAAUCUCUGCCAUAAAGACAUCCAGAGUCUAUAUAGCAAAUGAAAAGGUGAGACUAUUCUUAUUGGUCUGUUCCUUCCACUGUGCUUUGUUUAUGGAUUGAAAUUGUUUCCCAGUACUUUAGUGAGACUUAAAAAUCCUUAAAAAGGAAAAUAACUGUAACGUAGCAGAAGCCACUGUGUUCAUGCAUCUUGAGCUGAAAUGCAGCAAUGUAUUUCCUAUUUUUUAAUCAAGCAUAAUUCAUUCACAGACAAUUAGGCUGCAGUAUAAUAUGUAAUGUUCAUUGUGUUGUUGAACACAUUUAUAGAGAAUUAACAAGUUGUUGUCAUUUUCAAUUCAGUGUUAAGUUUGAUUUUGCAUAUGAUAUUGCAUUAAGUAGUUCCUCCUGGUCAUUUUUGUAUUUUACCUGUAGCCUUUACUUUUGCUUUUUACUAAAAGUUAGUAAACAUGUCAUAUUCAAAACUGUUUUUUUACCAUUUGAAAGGUUAAAUGCAGUUUUGUCAACAGCCACUAUAAUAAUUUUGGAAUACAGAUCAUAAUAAAAAAUGCAUCUUCAAUAUGUUUCGAUAUUUUUAAUUACUAUACAUUUUGUAAUGAUUGAAUUUCUAAUUAGAAUGAAAUCACAGAAUUUCAUGCAAAAUUUUAUGCAAGUUGCAAUGGCUAUGUAACAAGUAGAAUACACUGAUACUGCUUAACGUCACUGUUAUAACACCAUGUUGUUUUUUUUUCCUUUUUUAUACAAACUUAACUGCAUAAUAAAGUGGUUCAUUGAUGAAAUAAGAAUGUUUUCAAGAUUUGUAAAAUUACAUUUUAAAAAUGUUCCUAUAAAUAAACUGGCAGAUACCAUGA
This is a messenger RNA of Polypterus senegalus (gray bichir), 3154 nucleotides long. It is a transcript of the gene fam185a, whose product is annotated as family with sequence similarity 185 member A. The coding region runs from base 117 to 1292 and encodes 391 amino acids. The transcript is spliced from 8 exons. NCBI's taxonomy places the organism in Eukaryota, Metazoa, Chordata, Cladistia, Polypteriformes, Polypteridae. The record is from RefSeq and is a predicted model, not a curated record.